AAAUGUGUCAGCUUAGUUUUUCGCAACAUGUGUGGGCUGCGUAUCUAUUUAUUGUGCCUCGUCGUUGCAUCCUGCAUCCUUUUCGGAGUGUCCCACUGCACCAACGAGUCCGUUUGUGUCCUGAGCAAUGCGCCUCAGCAAUGUGGCGCCUUCUGCCUGGCACAAUUACAUCCACUGUGUGAUCAGUACGCCAAAUCCAAGCAAAAGGAGAAAAUAGUGAAGAUGAUAGAGGAUUCUCGGGCUGAGCAGAAGGAGCUCGUUAAAAGCCAAGAGGCAAUGGCGAAGCUGAUAGCCGAGUCUCGGGCUGAGCAGAAUGAGCUCUUGAAUGUCCUUGCGGCAAAUCUAACUGCCACCGCUAUCAGACUUGAAUCCACAGUAAAAAGCAUACCAAUUGUAGUGCCGCCUGGGUUCGAAAAGUUUGGAUACAGAUACCUUUUCAUAGAAUAUGAUGAGAAGAAAAGCUGGGCUGAUGCCGAGGCAACCUGUUGGAGAAAGGGCGGUAACCUAGCAGCCUUCCGAAACGAAGACGAGCUUGAAGCCGUCAGGAAAGCAUUCAAUCCACUUGACGUAUUCUGGCUUGGUUACCAACGAAAUAGUAAGGGCGUAUUCCAGACGGCCGCCGGAAAUAAACGACCGUUUAUGAAGUGGGAGUCAGGACAACCAGACAACUUGGGUGGCCAGCAGAACUGCGUUGCCCUGAUCCAUUCACUCAUGUAUGAUAUGCAAUGCGAUGAUGCCAAUCACUUCAUUUGCGAGUUGGACCUGGUUUAAUAAAGAUAAAGAUAAUACCAAUAUUCAAUUAAGAUCACCUCGUACUUAUUUUGGCGGGUAGUAUUUAAGCGCACAGUGUACGUUGUUUGCGGGUAUACAGAUUAUGCUGAAGUACUGAGCCCCAUGCUGGAUCACUUUGCCAGGCUCCAGGACGAGGUGACCUCUAGUAUUCUGCAAGCUAACGAAGGGGAGGCGUGGUAGGAGAUCCCUCCCAAGGACAAUGGGUCGAGGCUGGACAGACUGGAAAGUCAGCAGGCGGUGCUGUUGCGGAUAAUUCGUAGUUAGUCCGAGUUUGAUAGGAAAAUAGUUGCGCCCAAGUUCGAGGUGGAUUCGACUUGAAAAUAUGUAAAAUUCUUAAAUAUGUAAAAUGUAAUCUGCAGAAUAUAGACAAGUAGAGUAGUAAAAAGGCACGUUUAUUUCA
Molecule: messenger RNA, 1192 nt
Organism: Drosophila yakuba
Lineage: Eukaryota; Metazoa; Arthropoda; Insecta; Diptera; Drosophilidae
Product: accessory gland protein Acp29AB
Exons: 2
Coding region: 28-771 (247 amino acids)
Source: RefSeq, a predicted model, not a curated record